Sinocyclocheilus rhinocerous is the source of this 6136-nucleotide messenger RNA. Its product is annotated as anoctamin-8-like. Lineage: Eukaryota; Metazoa; Chordata; Actinopteri; Cypriniformes; Cyprinidae. The transcript has 17 exons. Gene Ontology annotation, cellular component: plasma membrane. Bases 197 to 3529 code for a protein of 1110 amino acids. Gene Ontology annotation, molecular function: chloride channel activity. Gene Ontology annotation, biological process: chloride transmembrane transport. The record is from RefSeq and is a predicted model, not a curated record.
CUUCUUUGUCCCUCCUCCACCAUAGUACUCCUCCUCACGCCGCAGUCGGUCUCUCCUCGCAUCCCGCCGCAAACAGGAUGACUCACAACAACCUUCACUUCACCCUCACCUACAUUUAACCCAGCCAGUGUGUAUCCACACACACACACUGCGCCCCAUUUCUGCAUCCAUUCCCCGCUGAAACGGCAGCAGCACGAUGCCCGACACGGCGGCGGCGGCCGCUGCUGCAUCAUCGGCGAGCAGCAUCAGCAGCAGCAGCGACAGCGAGAGCUCGCGGCACAGACACCGAGCGCAAGGAGACUCGGAGCGGCCAGAGCAGCAGCAGCACAGCGCUGCCCCUCAGCCCACAUCAGCGGGCAUUUUGGAUAAGCUAUUUGGGAAGCGGCUGCUGCAGGCUGGGAGACACAUCAUGUCCCAUAAAUCCUGGAUGAAGACGGUGCCCACAGAGAACUGUGAUGUCCUUAUGACGUUUGCAGACACCACAGAUGACCACACGCUGCUCUGGCUUCUGAACCACAUACGGCUCGGCAUCCCAGAACUCAUUAUCCAGAUCCGACACCACAAACACACCAGAAUGUACGCCUUCUUCGUCACGGCCACAUACGAAAAUCUUUUACGAGGGGCUGAAGAGAUGGGACUGCAGAAAGCUGUGAAGCCGGAGUUUGGUGGUGGUUCUCGGAGUUUCUCCUGUGAGGAAGAUUACAUCUACGAGAACAUUGAGAGUGAACUCUGUUUCUUCACCUCACAGGAACGACAAAGCAUAAUCAAAUACUGGCUGGACAAUCUCAGAGCUAAACAUGGGGAGGCCCUUCACAACAUCCACUUCCUGGAAGGGCAGCCAAUCAUUCCUGAGCUGAGGGCACGAGGUGUGAUCCAGCAAGUCUUCCCACUUCAUGAGCAGAGGAUUCUGGGGCAGCUGAUGAAGUCGUGGGUGCAGGCCGUGUGUGAAAAACAGCCACUCGAUGAUAUUUGUGAUUAUUUUGGCGUGAAGAUUGCCAUGUACUUUGCCUGGCUGGGUUUCUACACCACUUCCAUGUUGUAUCCAGCCGUUAUUGGCUUUGUAUUGUGGAUGCUCACAGAAUCCGAUCAGACCAGCAGGGAUAUCUGUUGUGUGGUGUUUGCUCUCUUUAAUGUGGUGUGGGCCACAUUGUUCCUGGAGCGCUGGAAACGCAGAGGAGCGGAGCUCGCCUAUAAGUGGGGUACACUGGACACCCCAGCUGAGUCACUGGAGGAGCCCAGACCUCAGUUCAGGGGUGUGAAGCGGUGCAGUCCAGUGACGGGCUGUGAGGAGUUUUAUUACCCACCGUGGAGGAGGAGAGUGUUCAGAUGGCUGGUCAGCUUUCCUGUCUGUAUAUUAUGCCUUUGCUUUGUAUUUCUGGCCAUGCUCGUCUGCUUUGAGCUUCAGGAAUUUGUGAUGGGGAUUAAGGAGCUUCCACGUGUAGCAAGAUUUAUUCCUAAAAUCAUGUUGGCCAUCACUGUGACGGCGUGUGAUGAGGUGUACAGAAAGAUCGCCUGCUGGCUAAAUGACAUGGAAAAUUACAGACUCCAGAGUGCCUAUGAGAAAAAUCUCAUCAUCAAAAUGGUUCUUUUUCAGUUUGUAAAUUCUUAUCUCAGCCUUUUCUAUAUUGGAUUCUACCUCAAAGACAUGGAGCGUCUGAAAGAGAUGCUGGCCACACUGCUGAUUAUCCGGCAGUUUGUACAGAACAUGAAGGAGGUCCUGCAGCCCUACCUGGCCGAGCGGCACCGAUUGGGUGAGCUGACGCUGAGAGCCGUUUGGGAGCUGCUGGUGUCUGCACUGCUCAAGUACGGGCGGCUCGCAGCAGGACGAGCGCAGGUCUCGCCCAGCGACCCCACCGUGCUCGGCUCAGGCCUGCGCGGGCCACAGAUGGGGGAGGAGGGCCCUCAGGAGAGACGAGAACGCAAGUGUCUAAACGGUGGCUGCGGCGUCCCGGAUGAGGAUGUGGAGGAGGAGCCUGGCGAGAGGCACAGCGAAGAAGAGAACGAAUCGGAGAGCCUCAUCGAUUGUGGCCUGAAGUUACGAAAGGUCAGCUUCAUUGAGAAGGUAGAGCGCAAGUCUGCCAGCUGCAUCAGCGCGGUGGACGACAGCUUCAUGGAGGAGGGAAGCCCCACCAUGGUGGAGAGGGGCAUGGAUCCCGCCUCGGUUUUCGAGAUGUGCGAUGAUGAGGAUGAAAACGGGGCUCCGGAGAUGAAGGAGCUGACAACCGAGCCGCUGCCGGCGGGAGCGCAGAACUGCACUUCAGUCAGGCUCAGGAAGAGGGGACGGAGCUUAGAGAGGGCUGACAGUAAGACCAAGAGGGAUUCGUGGAUGGAUCCUCCUGAAGUACAAGAAACCAACAAGCUAACACAGGCCGAGAUGGAGAGCUGCAUGCAAACGAACCAGGACACUUUUCAGGACUACCAGGAGAUGUUUGUUCAGUUUGGAUAUGUGGUGCUCUUUUCCUCUGCCUUCCCGUUGGCCGCCAUGUGUGCCCUCAUUAACAAUAUCAUUGAGAUCCGGAGCGACGCGUUUAAACUGUGCACCAGCCUCCAGAGACCCUUCGGCCUGAGGGUGGGCAGCAUCGGGCAGUGGCAGACAGUGAUGGAAGCCAUGGGUCUGAUUGCCAUCAUAGUGAACUGCUAUCUGAUUGGUCAGUGUGGGCAGCUACAGAGACUGUUUCCCUGGCUUAGUCCUGAGAUGGCCAUUAUCUCCAUCGUCAUCCUAGAGCACUUUGCAGUACUAUUAAAGUAUAUCAUUCAUGUGGCAAUACCAGACAUCCCCAGCUGGGUCGGAGAGGAAAUGGCCAAGCUGGAGUUUCAGCGCAAAGAGGCGUUUAAGAAGCAUGAGCGUCAGGCACAGCAGCAUUUCCAGGAGCAGCAAAGGAGGAAGCGUGAGGAUGAGGAGCGCCAGCGGCAGGCGGAGUAUCAAGCCCGGCGUGAUCGAGACGACGGCCGCUCGGACUCUUCGGGUGGCGACCACCACCAUGACAAGAGCCACAGUGGCAAAUCCAGACCGGGGGGUGGGGGAGGCUCUUCUGGGGGAGAGAAACCCAAACGUCCCAGCUCGCUUCUUGGAAACAACAAUGUCAUGAAACUGAAGCAGAUCAUCCCUCUACAGAACAAGUUUUCUUCCGGCACAGCCCGUUCCCCACAGUCACCCACGGGUAGCGAACCCAAGCUACCGGGUUUCCUUAGUUUUAAGUUCCUAAAGUCUCCUGAGAACAAGAAGGAGGCGGCGAUGGCUUCCGCUAGUGCGAUGCCAGCUCCUCCAGUCCAGGAGAGAGCGGAAAGGUCCCAAUCACCCAACAAGUCCUUCAAUCCUGGGAAACUCUUUAACUUUGGGAAAUCAGAGGGAGGGGCAUGUGUAAAUGGGGCACAACUUUCAAAACCAGGGGAUGGGGGACAGGUGCAGGACAAGCCUCCAACAAAGUCCGACCUCAACGGGGUCCCGGACGAAAUCCCAUCCCCUUGUGGAGAGAAUGGUGAGAAUGCAUCCUCAUCCGAUGCUGAUCCAUCAGGCUCUAAGAUGUAACAAAACAGUGUGAGAAAAUACUUAGUAACAUUGAGGGCAGGAGAGUGGGGAUGUUUUUUGAGGCUGUGCAAGACCUGGAAGCUGUUAACUUAAAGACAUAAUGGGGAAUUCACUAAAAGCCCAGGUGUACUUCAUUUUCCGCGUUCUGCUACGUCUAGUGCACAAUUGUGCGUGCAAGUGUGCUCUGUUGACACUGAACAUAGAUGAACAUGUUUGGUGCGUGCGCCACCUAGUGGACUUUUAUUUUUGAGCGCUGAAAUCACACAUGCACUGCUGUACGUGCACAAGUUCAAAAAUUGGCCUGCAAGUGGAUGGCGUACACGGCAAAUAACGAAAAUUGUCAUGUGGACUGUUCACAAGCCAGGGCGGAACACAGACUAGGGAAGUUUUCGAAUACAAUGGGUCGACAGAUGAGCGUUGUGUAUUUGCACGUGUUGCGUGCUUUGUUUUAGCACCCGAUUCAGGUAAUGGUCGCCACUAGAGGUCAACCGAUAGUGGAUUUUACCGAUAACAGAUUAAUCAACCGAUAGUUUUUAAAAUGGAUACUGCAUGAAAACAAACAACACUCCAAAUAAAAUAGUGCUGAGCUUUAUUACAAAAAAACCCAGUAACGAAUCAUGAAUAUGUACUGUAAUUUUUAAAUGAUAUAUAAAACAAUGAUUUGGCUCAAAUAUAAUGUAAUGUAAUUGGAAAAACCCCCUUUAUAUUGACGAUAAAAAAGAACUGAAUUGGGAUCCGUUUCUGAUUUGUUUAUAUGUUUCUGCCAGCUGCAUGAAAUCAGUUUGCUUUCUCACAUCACUAGUUUUAAAUAUGCAACUUUGCUGGCUAACAAAUGCAUAAAAGUGACUAGCUGGAUGUGAGUAAUGCAAAUAGAUGGUAACAGCCGUGACAUUAAACAUUUGGGUCAGAGUUUGUCACAUUGUUUUACCGCUUGAGGCACUGUUAAUGUUAGCAUCCUCUCAGCCUUGAUGGCAACCAUACUGCUGUUCUUUCUCUACUAUUGUGGCAUAUAAUCAAACCAUUAAUUGCUUUAUAAUGAUAUAAAACAUAUACUGUAGUGUGGUGUAUGCAUAGUGUUUUGUUGUCUGUUUUAAAUCGUCAUCUGAAGUGUCCCGCUCUGUGCAGCGUUCAGUCUCACAUGUCAAAACAAACAGCACAUGGUUCGCCUCUAGAGGCCGCUCUCCUUCUGUAUAAUGACAGUGAAUCUUUUCAGCCACUCCAGCAAACAGAUCCAACUUGGAAAAUCUAUCGGCAUGGAUUUAUGCCGAUAACUGAUUGUUCCACCAACUGACUAUCGGUGCCGAUUAAUCGGCAAAAUCUGCAAAGAUCAGUUGGCCUCUCGUCGCCACAAAUUUAAUGCUGAGGGUACUUGCGCCUUAUUUCCAGACAAUAGCUGACAGACAGCAAGCGGUAAAAUGUUAACAACCUUUGCCAAUUUGGCGCAUUUUAUAAUGCGCUUCAUUUGCAUAGAAAGUAAGCUGACAACAACGACGACUCCGUAAUUUAAGUACGCAUGGCGUAGUGCAGUAUCGGCGCAUAUACAACUUGGUUAAGUUGGAUUGCGGCUGGUAAAUGACGCAUGGUUUCGUGCAGAAACGCUACACGCUACAGUGGUGCAAAUGUUUAGUGAAUUUACCCCAUAAUGGUUAAUGCUUCGCUAUAUUUCAGAAAAAAACUUUGCAGAAAAGACCGCCCUCCAUACAUACGCACACUUAUUCACACACACAUUGCCUUUUCUGCAACCCAAAUAGGAAUGCAUGAGCUGCGUUUCUGACGGUUUUUAAAGUGCAAUGUUUAAUUACUAGUCUGAUAAUUGUAACAUUUUAUUGGGUUGCCGGUAGAGAAAAAAAAUGGAAGAUCAGUUUAUACCAAUCUCACAGUAUGACCUCCAAAACACCAUAACAACUAUAAUCUCACAAGCAGCAGUUCCAACUAUGGGUGAUGAAAACUUUUGUAUGUGUUUAAAACAGUUGGUUUAGUAGAGCAAUAGCAAACAAGCAAAAACUACUGGUGGUCUAGUACAUCCAUACUGAAUAAUAUGCCCCGAAUGGCAUUAUAAAUGGCAUAAUUAAUAUAAUUAAUGUUAAUUAAUAAGUGAAAAUUAAUCAUGAAAACUGCAAUGAAACAAAUGCAAAGGGGUGUGUGAUGUUGAUUAUUUAUUGGUCUGAAAUUCAUAUAUACAUUUCACACUUUUCUGAAGAGCUGUUCACAAAGGCAGCAGGAUACCUGUCAUGAAAACUGCUGCCAUCUCCUGAAUUUGAUGGUCAUCUUCACAUUGCAUUGCCACCAGUAUCCUUAUCAUUAUAGCUCUGUUUAGAACCUUCAAGCUGAUAUGUUACCUAUAGUACAGACUUUAACCCUUCUUAAUUACAUCACAUCAGAUUGGAAACUACCCUAAACUGUAAGCAAGAUAGUGUUAAAACAUUUCAUACACCUCCAGUCAAACGUUUGGACGCACCGAAAAACCUUUAGGUUACUGCUUAAAUGCUUCAAAUUAGUUUUCAAGACGUUGAAAGAGCUUAAAUAUACAGUAGUUUAACAUUUUGUUUGCUACAGAAAUCAUAUACGUUAUUAUGUAUAUGAAUUAUACAUAUAUGCAUAAAUUUG